Ascochyta rabiei is the source of this 1638-nucleotide messenger RNA. Its product is annotated as IMP dehydrogenase. Gene Ontology annotation, biological process: GTP biosynthetic process. NCBI's taxonomy places the organism in Eukaryota, Fungi, Ascomycota, Dothideomycetes, Pleosporales, Didymellaceae. Bases 1 to 1638 code for a protein of 545 amino acids. The record is from RefSeq and is a predicted model, not a curated record. Gene Ontology annotation, molecular function: IMP dehydrogenase activity. Gene Ontology annotation, cellular component: cytoplasm. The transcript is spliced from 3 exons.
AUGACCAUCCAGAACGGCGACGCCAUGAUUGACACCACCACAAACGCCUUGGACUACACCAAGGCGCUCGAGGUGCUCAAGAACGAGUACCAGGAGCGCGACGGCAUUGACGUCCAGACUCUCAUCGAUUCCAAGAAGAACGGUGGUCUGACCUACAAUGACUUCCUCAUGCUCCCUGGCUACAUCGGCUUCCCUGCCGCAGAAGUCAGCCUCGACACUCCCAUCACGAAGCGCAUCACCCUCAAGACGCCCUUUGUCUCCUCGCCCAUGGACACGGUCACCGAGCACAACAUGGCCAUCCACAUUGCUCUCCUGGGAGGUCUCGGUGUCAUUCACCACAACUGCUCUCAGGACGACCAGGCCGAGAUGGUCCGCAAGGUCAAGCGUUUCGAGAACGGCUUCAUUCUCGACCCCAUCGUCAUCUCGCCCAAGACCACAGUCGCCGAGGCAAAGGCUCUGAAGGAGAGGUGGGGUUUCGGCGGUUUCCCAGUCACCGAGGACGGCAAGCUUCGCUCCAAGCUCAUCGGUAUCAUCACGCCUCGUGACAUCCAAUUCCACGACAACGUCGACGACCCGGUCACCGCCGUCAUGUCCACCGACCUCGUCACUGCUCGCCACGGCGUUGACCUUAAGGAGGCCAACACCAUCCUGAACAACUCGAAGAAGGGCAAGCUCCCCAUUGUCGACGAGGACUUCAACCUGAUUGCGCUCCUCUCGCGCUCCGACUUGAUGAAGAACUUGAACUACCCGCUUGCAUCCAAGCUUCCCCACUCCAAGCAGCUGAUUGCUGCCGCCGCUAUUGGCACCCGACCCGAGGAUAAAAUCCGCCUCCAGAAGCUCGUCGAUGCUGGCCUUGACAUUGUCAUCCUCGACUCCAGCCAGGGUAACUCCAUGUACCAGGUCGAGAUGAUCAAGUACAUCAAGGAGAAGUACCCUGGUCUCGACGUGAUUGGCGGAAACGUCGUCACUCGUGACCAGGCUGCCGCGCUCAUCGCCGCUGGUGCUGACGGUCUCCGUAUCGGCAUGGGCAGUGGAAGUGCUUGCAUUACCCAGGAGGUCAUGGCUGUCGGACGUCCCCAGGCUACUUCCGUCUUCAACGUUACAUCGUUCGCUAAGCGUUUUGGCGUUCCCUGUAUCGCGGACGGUGGUAUUCAGAACGUUGGUCACAUUGUCAAGGGUCUCGCUAUGGGUGCUUCCACCGUUAUGAUGGGUGGUCUCCUGGCUGGUACCACGGAGUCUCCUGGUGAGUACUUUGUCAGCCGUGACGGUCAGCUUGUCAAGGCCUACCGUGGUAUGGGCAGCAUCGCCGCCAUGGAGGAUAAGAAGGCCGGUGCUGGUGCUGCCGACUCCAAGGCUAGCAACGCUGGAACUGCCCGCUACUUCUCCGAGGGCGACCGCGUGCUUGUCGCCCAGGGUGUCUCUGGAUCCGUCCAGGACCGCGGUUCCAUCACCAAAUUCGUGCCGUACCUUAUGGCCGGUGUCCAACACUCGCUGCAGGACAUUGGUAUCAAGAGUCUGACCGAGAUGCACGAGGCCGUUGACAACGGUUCCGUCAGGUUCGAACUCCGAACCGCAAGUGCUCAGGCCGAGGGCAACGUCCACGGCCUGCACAGCUUCGACAAGAAGCUCUACUCGUAG